This is a messenger RNA of Trametes versicolor FP-101664 SS1, 2110 nucleotides long. Its product is annotated as STE3-domain-containing protein. Gene Ontology annotation, molecular function: mating-type factor pheromone receptor activity. The record is from RefSeq and is a predicted model, not a curated record. Gene Ontology annotation, cellular component: membrane. The transcript is spliced from 3 exons. Lineage: Eukaryota; Fungi; Basidiomycota; Agaricomycetes; Polyporales; Polyporaceae. Gene Ontology annotation, biological process: G protein-coupled receptor signaling pathway. The coding region runs from base 89 to 1846 and encodes 585 amino acids.
GCCUCGUCGUUCCUUCCCUCGCCUGCGGCUCAGGCUCGCGCUUCCCUGUGAUAUACCGCCCUGCCUGCCGCGCGCCAUCUACUAGAAGAUGCGCGCCGAGCUCCCUGCUAUUUCGUUCCUCUGCGUCGCCGCGCUGGUCCUUGUGGCGCCCGUUUUUGCCUCAUCGCGAAAUAUCCCUGUCCUGUCGCUGGCGGCUUGGCUCCUCUGCUGCAAUGUCAUCCACGGCGUCAACACGCUUGUAUGGGCAGGAAACGACGCUAUACAUGUCCCCGCGUGGUGCGACAUAGUGACCAGAGUGCUCUUAGCGGUCCAGCUCGCGCUCCCAGGAUCCGCGCUUGCAUUGGUCCUGAAGCUGCGCCGAUGCGCUCUAGGUCAGGAAACGAUACGCAAAGCGCCUACGCUCACAACAGACCUCAUGCUGUGCUUCAUACUCCCGGUAGUCUACAUAAUCCUCCACAUAAUUGUGCAACCGCACCGAUUCGACCUCUCCACGGACUUCGGCUGCACUGCCUCGAUACACACGUCCUCCCUUUCGAUCAUCUUCAUCUGGAUACCGCCCCUUCUACUUUCCAUGCCGACCUUUGUGUAUGCGGUCCUUUCUGUCCGCGCCCGUCUGGACAGCGGCCUGUUUUUCUUCAGCCACAUGCACGAUGCGCCACAAGUCAAUGCCCUCACAUUCAUCCGCCCCCUGGUCAUCUCUGUACUCAUUGCUGUUAUCUCUUUCUCCGUCACCAUCUUCUCUAUGGCGGCGUAUCUCGCGGACGUCGGCGGUCUUCAGGCGUGGACAGUGGAAAUGUGGAACGACGUGCACGCCCAAAUGUCCCAGAUUUUCGUGAUUCCAGCGACCUCUCAUCGUGACCUCACCAGGGUCGAGGUGGAAUGGUGGGUCGUACCCGCGUGCACCCUCAUCUUCGUCUGCAUGACGGCGCUGGCGUUUUUCUCCGGCAUCCAAGGCGAUCGCAUACGGACGCACAGUGGACUCCCCCACUGGUUCCGACGCACAGUUAUGCGACAAACAUCGAAAGAUUCCUUCGGGCACUCGAAAGGCAUGAGCGGACAGACCCUCUGCAGCACUCCCUCCUCGCCCACGUCAAUGUACGAGAUGAAGUCGGGCUGGGAGGACAACUGGCGCCCCGCCGCUCCCUCCAAGGUCAAGCUCGCUCCGCUGACCAUUCCGGACGCGCCUUCACGGUCCACCCUCGUCGUUUCGGACCCGGAAGACCCGUUCGUACAGUCGACGCUCACCUACAUCGAAUCGCCGACCGGCCGCGAGGCCUUGGGUCUUCCGCCUAUCCCCCCUGCUGCUUACCACCCGGCGCAGUAUAACGGAAGCACGUCCCUCCCUAUGGCCCGUUCCCCUUCGCGUUCACCGAGCCCUCCGAAAGAAGGGGCACAAAAGAUUGCGGUUCCUCGCCCAGCCUCGAUCCUAUCCGGCCCGUGGCCCAAGCCGCCCUCGACCAUCCCCCCAUCUCCUCGCACGCCCUCGCCUAGGACUCCCAUCACGGUGUCCCCUCCGUCUCCUAUCCCCGAGCCUGUCUCCCCUACUGUUCAUGUCCAUUCCCCCUCGUCGCGUCCCGAAAGCGUCUCGUCCUUCAGUGGCAGCUUCGCAUCCUCGAUGAUCAGUAUCGGCUCCCUUGUGCUCGAGGAGCCGUACGCCCCUCCGUUCCAGGACAGCGCGUCGGGGUCAGCAGGCCCCGGCCUCGCGGUGCCGAAGCACAUUCGGAAGGCGCGGAGCAGGGACGUGCUUCCCAGAAGUCUGAGUACGAGCUCGCGUGCAAGACGUAAUGGCUCGGACGGCGCGCUCUCGGGAGGGAUCUAUAUGACCGUGGUGAGGGAAACGGAGUGAAUGGAGCACCGUGCAGCAGGCGUCCGUCGGAGAUGGGUGCCGGGGGUAGCGCACCAGGCGCACCCCGGUUUCUUUCUCUCUCUGUGGUUUCGGUUUAUCGUCUCACUAAUUUCUCUUAGCUGCACAUAGCCAGUUUAACCUAGCCUUGGUCUCGUGCCGAGGCUAGGUUUUUGACACUCUUUCCCUUGCGACAACAUCUCCGAUCCUUCUCUCGGUUCUGUAUUCCCCCUGCGUGUAGCAUACAACCUGUAGCAGUUAUCCCGC